This is a messenger RNA of Triticum turgidum subsp. durum (durum wheat), 1113 nucleotides long. The record is from the annotation of a GenBank genome assembly. NCBI's taxonomy places the organism in Eukaryota, Viridiplantae, Streptophyta, Magnoliopsida, Poales, Poaceae.
AUGCCGCCGGCGAACGGUGGCGCCGCCGCCGGACCGAGCUACGGCAGCGGCAGGGACGGCCCGCCGGCGGCCACCGCAGCGGUGAAACGCAACAGGCCUCGGUAUCAUGCAUUUACUCAGCAACAACUCCCAGCGUGCAAGCCUAUACUGUCACCCAAUAUGGUCAUUCCCAUUCUUGUAUUCGUGGGCUUGCUUUUCAUUCCGAUUGGCCUUGCUUGCUACGCGGCUUCAAACAAGGUCUUCGAAGUGGUUUACCGAUACGACACGAAAUGCGUUCCGAAGAACAUGCUUCACAACAAAGUGGGCUACAUCCAGAACGCGUCGAUAAACAAGACAUGCACAAUAAAUCUCAAGAUCCCCAAUGCUAUGAAGAGGCCAAUCUUCGUAUACUACCAGCUCGACCGGUUCUACCAGAACCACAGAAGGUACGCGACGAGCUUCAACAUCGCGCAGCUGAGCGACCCCAAGGAGGAGGCGAACGCCGACAUAAAGGACUGCAAGCCUGAAGCCUACGCCGGCAAAGGCAUCCCCGUGGUGCCAUGCGGCCUCGUGGCCUGGAGCCUGUUCAACGACACCUACAGCUUGGCCCGCCGUCCCCGUCGCGCUGGCGGCAUCGGCGGCGUCGAGGCGCUGAGGGUGAUCAAGAGCGGGAUCUCGUGGCGGAGCGAGCGGGAGCGGCUGUUCGGCAAGCACGUGUACCCCAAGAACUUCCAGAACGGCAGCCUCGUCGGCGGCGGGCGGCUCGACCCGAGAAAGCCCCUGAGCGAGCAGGAGGAGCUGAUGGUGUGGAUGCGGACGGCGGCGAUGCCGCGGUUCAGGAAGCUGUACGGGAGGGUGGAGGCGGACCUGGACGCCGGCGAGACGGUGGCGGUGGAGGUGCGGAACAGCUACAACACGUACAGCUUCGACGGGGGCAAGGCGGUGGUGCUGUCCACCGCCGGGCCGCUAGGCGGGCGCAACGCCUUCCUCGGCCGCGCCUACCUCGUCACCGGCAUGGCCUGCCUCGUCCUCGCGCUGCUGCUCACGCUCGUCUGCCUCUUCUUCCCCAUAGGAGCAUCUCCGGCUGCGGUAGCCAUUGAAUCCUCCAUCCAUGGAUCAUGUCGACGAGCAUAG